UUCGGUUGCGUUCUCGGUUUACCUAGUUCCUGGUCUGACUCUAGGCCCUAACUCGGCGAGAGGGGACUGGGGGGAGUUGCUGCUGGCGAGUAACUGCUCACGGGGAGGGGGGGAAGGGAGCGGGACUGGCGCGGGGAGAUGCUACCGGGAGUGUAGCUACUGCAGUACCGUCACCACCAUGAUCAUAGAGAACGUGGACGCGCUCAAAUCCUGGCUGGCCAAGUUAUUGGAGCCAAUAUGUGAUGCUGAUCCAUCAGCCUUGGCUAACUAUGUUGUGGCAUUGGUCAAAAAAGAUAAACCAGAGAAAGAGCUGAAGGCUUUCUGUGCUGAUCAGCUAGAUGUCUUUCUGCAAAAAGAAACAUCAGGUUUUGUUGAUAAACUCUUUGAGAGCCUGUACACCAAGGAUUACUUAGCUCCCAAUGAACCAGCAAAGCCAGAGUCAAAGCCUACAGGUCAGAGCAAAGAAGAAAUCAAAGAAGAGACAUUUCAGGAAUCUUUUGAAGAACGAGAGGGCAAAAAGAAGAAAUAUACUAGCCCGCAGAAAAAUCGUUCAGAUUCUAAUGAACAAAGAACUAGAGAGAGAAAAAGAGAUGAUGGCAAAUGGAGAGACUAUGAUAGAUAUUACGACCGGAAUGAUAUAUAUAGAGACAAAUAUGACUGGCGAAGGGGAAGAAGUAAGAGUCGCAGUAAAAGUAGAGGACUAAGCCGGAGUCGUAGCCGCAGCAGGGGUAGAAGCAAAGACCAGGAUGCAAACAAAGAAUGGGAUGCAAACAGAAAUGUUGAUCACAGAGAGCGAGCCAAAUUCAAAUGUGAAAGGAGUGACAUGGAGAGCUCAUAUAACCCAGUGUCUUUGUCUUCCGUUAACUCUACUGAACAGUAUUCCUCGGGAGCACAAUGUAUUCCCAGUGCCGUUACUGUGAUUGCACCUGCUCACCAUCCUGAAAACACAACAGAAAGCUGGUCAAAUUACUACAACAAUCAUUCUGCUCCUAAUUCUUUUGGCAGAAAUGCUCCACCAAAAAGGCGCUGUCGAGAUUAUGACGAGCGAGGAUUUUGUGUACUUGGUGAUCUCUGUCAAUUUGAUCAUGGAAAUGACCCACUGGUCGUAGAUGAAGUAUCUUUGCCAAGCAUGAUUCCUUUUCCUCCACCACCUCCAGGACUUCCUCCUCCUGGAAUGCUAAUGCCUCCCACGCAAGGCCCAGCUCACAGCAUGAGAAUGCCAGGCCCACACGUACAUCCUCGGCCACCACCACCUGUUAGAAUUCCUAUACCAAGGCCGUCUCUAUCACAGUCAGGUUUGAUCAACAACCGUGACCAGCCAAGGACAACUACAGUGCCCAGCCUUGCACCAGUGGGAGCAAGACUUCCUCCUCCGCUACCCCAAAAUCUACUAUAUACAGUAUCAGAACAUACCUAUGAACCAGAUGGCUACAAUCCAGAGGCUCCUAGUAUUACCAGUACUGGUAGAUCUCAGUAUCGACAGUUCUUUUCAAGGACACCAAUGCAGCGUCCAAACCUUAUUGGCCUAACAUCUGGUGAGAUGGAUACAAAUCCAAGAGGAGCUAACAUUAUCAUCCAGACCGAACCUCCAAUUGGCAUUGCAAGUAACAGCAGUAAUGUAUCUAGAGUGGUGCUUGAGCCAGACAACAGGAAGCGAGUUUCAAACACUUUAGAAGGGCCGUCUCCAAAGAAACCCUGGAUUGUGAAACCAGCUAAUAACCAGAAUAAGCCAGGAUUCCUGAAGAAGAAUCAGUAUACAAACACCAAAUUGGAAGUUCGUAAAAUCCCACCAGAACUAAACAAUAUUACUCAACUCAAUGAACAUUUCAGCAAAUUUGGAACAAUUGUCAACAUUCAGGUUGCCUUCAAGAAUGAUCCUGAAGCUGCUCUAAUUCAGUACUUAACAAAUGAUGAAGCCAGAAAAGCAAUUUCUAGCACAGAGGCAGUGUUGAACAAUCGGUUUAUACGAGUUCUGUGGCACCGGGAAAACAAUGAGCAGCAGCCAUCCCAGCAGCAGCAGACUUCACCAGCUCUUCAUCACCAACUUCACCUGCAGCAACAAAUGCUGACACAGCCUCCAGCUGUAACAGUGCACAGCAGUAUGCCAAAGGUGACUAAACCACUCCCAUCAGGUGCCUAUGUCAUCAACAAGGCUCCAGUUAAACAUCGUCUUGGAGCAACUGGUGGAAAUCAGCCAGACUCUCAACAAUUAUUACUUAACCAGUCCAGUGCUUCUGCAGAGGAUGCUCAGAUGUUUCCCACUUCAAUUAGCCAUACAAAGAUGGUUUACAGUUCCUCCAGUUUGAAGACAUCCAUAAAACCUGGUACAGGAAAUAAAUCUCAUGAUGUUCAAGAAGUUUUUAAAAAGAAACAGGAAGCAAUGAAGUUGCAACAAGACAUGAGAAAGAAAAAGCAAGAAAUGCUGGAGAAACAAAUAGAGUGUCAAAAGAUGUUAAUAUCAAAACUGGAAAAGAAUAAAGCUAUGAAACCAGAGGAAAGAGCAGAUAUCAUGAAGACCCUGAAAGAGCUAACAGGAAAAAUCUCACAGUUGAAGGAUGAAUUAAAAACUUCAUCUGCCGCUUCUACAGCAUCAAAGCAGAAGUCAAAAACAGAGGCACAAAAGGAACUUUUAGACGCAGAGCUGGACUUUCAUAAAAGACUGUCUUCAGGGGAAGAUACAACCGAAUUAAAGAAAAAGCUCACCCAGUUACAGGUUGAGGCUGCCCGCUUAGGUAUCUUGCCUGCAGGUCGUGGAAAAGUCAUGUCUGCCCAAAGCAGAGGAAGAGGUCGAGGUCGUGGAGGGAGAGGGAGAGGUUCAGUGAAUCAUAUGGUGGUAGACCACCGUCCCAAAGCACUAACCAUUGGUGGCUUUGUAGAAGAGGAAAAAGAUGAGUUGCUGCAGCACUUUUCAAAAUUUGGAGAUAUUGAAGGACUUCAAGAGCAGGAUUCUCCUUUAAGUGUUGUCCUGACAUUUAAAUCCCGUUCUGAAGCUGAAAAUGCUGCGAACCAAGGAUUAAAGUUCAAAGACCGUCGACUUCAGAUAUCAUGGCAUAAACCUAAGGUACCCUCUGUGUCCACAGAAACUGAGGAGGAGGAACCCAAGGAGGAGGAGACCGAAGCUUCAGACUUAUUUUUGCCUGAAGACGAUGAUGAUGAAGAUGAAGAUGAAGAUGAAUCUCGUUCCUGGAGAAGAUGAAACUUGAAAUGGAAUCAUAUAGUUUUUGAAUUGUUGAACUAAAACUUUUAAAAAAUAUUUAAAGGAAGUCAAUGAGCCAAAAAUUCAUUUUGUUUUUUGUUUUUCUUUUCAUAUACACAAGACAGCAAGUGUGAGUUUGAUAUAUAAACUUAGCAAAAAAAGUAGCCAUGAUCAGACAAAGGCCAAGAGCUGCAAAGAUGGUUGUAGUCCUCUAAAGAUGAAAUGUAUCAGUCUUUCAAACCCAACUCGUGUCUAUUUUGUUUUUAAAAUAUGGAUAGUUUUUUAAGCUAUCAAUUACUUUUCGGGCUUUAUUUACUAAUGCGGAGUCUGAGAUGAGAGCUGUCCAUGAAAUUCUUUAGUACAUCAACAUUGCCUGGAAUUUGCUCAUUCAAAGGUCCCUUAGGUGGCAAAUAAGUUUCACUUCUGUCAAGAAUUACCUGGCGAUUCUGCUAGGUAGCAGAUCUUAGAUAGCUGAAUAUAGGAAAACUGACCUCAUUCACAAUCAUAUUAGCUAAGAACUUCUACCUAGCAGAAUUGCAGGAUAAGACUACCCAGCUAACACAUUCAAACUAGUCAGCACUGAUGACAGCUACUUCUGUCUAAUAUUUUGAUUCUUCUCAAUCUAAUCUUCAGACAUAGCCCAGUCUUACUACUUUUUGGAUGCAGUUGACCAACCACUGCUCCUGUAUAUUUCACAUUUACUUCAGUCAAACGUGGGCUUCCUGUACAAAUCCUAUUAAAAUGAACAGAGCAGUUGUGCAUGGUGAAAAGCUGGUGUUGGUAAAUACGUUUAGUGCUUUUUAAAGUGCCCCACCAUUUAAACCAUUUAGCUGUCUGUGGCUGAAUAAGCUCUUUUUAACGUUUUAGGUCAAACCUCUGCAGUAUUGAAAGCAGCUUAUUCUCUCUUUAGCCCAUAAAGCCCCAAAUCUAACAUAAUCCAAUUUUAAAAUAUUAAAUACAAGACCAGCACUUGGAAUAAUAUUGUGCUUAAUUCCUAAGCAAAGCAACUUUUAUAAAACAAAAUGCUAAAGAGAGGAAAGUAAGACAAAAAUUAACUUAGAGGCUUUUUACCUGCAUGCUGUUUGGUCAUGCCUUCCCUCCCUACCCCUGCAUCAUUUUUAAAGCACCUAUAGUAACUGGUGUAGAUUUAUAUAUUUUGACUUGUGAGGACAACAGAACUUCAUACAUGACUCAUGUCAAUUGCUGCUGUUAAACCUAAGCGCAUUAUCCUCUACUGUAGACGUAAGACAGUAGUGCCAUUUUAUAUAAAGAAGUAUGUUAUGCCACAGCAUUUUGAAUGUUAAGAUCAAAGGAGGAGAGCAAACACUAUUGUAUCAACUCUUGUGGUACUAGAACACUAGUGUAAGCAAACAGGAGCAAACACAUCCUUUUUAGAAGUCCUAUAUUCAAAUGUAUUACUGCAACUGGUACUUGAUUCACUCUAAGUAUCAGAAGCACUAAAUUUUAUCUUGACUAGCUCCAUGAAGUCAAGCACUCUGUUUCUCCUUUUGGGUACUGUUGUGUGUGUUGUAUAUGUGAAAUCGAAGCUAGUAUCAAUUUAAAUUCCAGUCACACUCAGAGGAGUGUAAUCAACAUUUUUUUUGCCCUUUACGUGAAGGCCUUUGUUUUCUAGAUUAUUGCUACAUUCCGACUGAUGUUGAAUCUUGCUGAAUUAGGUUAGAAGAAAAAGCACGAAUAUUGCACACCUUAACAGGCAAUCCUUGCCCUUCUCCCAUUGCCUGUAAUAUCUUCGGAAUGCCUGUGACUCAGUAUGUGGCCAUUGCAUAUACUGGCCCAUUGCAGCAAAAUGCUUGAAUCUGAACAGUUUAAUCAAAUGAUAGAGGGAACAAAGGAUUUAUAUAUGUGUGUGUGUGUACAUAUAUAUAUAUAUAUAUAUAUAUAUAUAUUGUACAGGGUUUUCUUAAAAGUGUAUAAUUUUGUAAAUAUUUUGCUUUUUUUUUCUGUACUAAAACUACCAGCAUCUAGAUUUCCAUAAGAAUUCUUGUAUUUUUGUAUUUGGAAGAUUACAGUGAGUGAAUGAAGCUGUAAGAGAAAUUUCAACAGCCUUUGGCACAGUUAGACUGGAUGGGAUUCCUUUUCAUAUGGUUUUAAAAUAACAUUUUGUUAGCACAUUGUUCAGCAUGGAUGUCCUUGCUCAAAGUGUUGGCUUUUUUUGUGGGAAGGGGGGGCAAGGGGAAAAUAUUUAUUUAGUGAGUUUUUGCUUCUUUUUUUUGUAUUUGUUGGCUUACAUAAAUCCUCUAGUGACAUCUUAAAUGUGAUUUCUCAGCCCAGAAGCACAAAAAUGAGUUGUGCCCCUAAACUCAUGUAUUGAAAGCAUACUAUUACGUUACUGAGAAUGUAAGUGAUGGGCAGCAUAGUGGUAAUUCACUUAAUACAAAGGAGAAAGAAAAACUACUUCAAAGUGACCUUCAUUUGGACAUAGCUGUGGAGCUCCCUGUGUUGUGUUUUAGAAGUUAGGAUGCCAUUUCUGUUUCUAAGUAGGUUACUUCUGGUAAAUAAUAUUUUUAAUUGCUGUGAAUUGUCACUUCUGCAUUUAUAAGCUAUGAUGGAUAGCAUAAUAUAAUACCUGCUAAGAAGCCAUUCUAAAAUAAAUUGCUACUACACCAGGAGUAAACUUCACUGACCACUUUUUGUGUAAUCCCAUUGCAAUCCAGAAGAAUGCCACAAUGUAAAUGGUCUGUGAAUCACCCCCUAAAGCUUUACAGAUAUUGAUGUUAUUACUAUAUAAGCUGACAAUUUAACUGUGGUAUAAAAUCCUGUUUUGUUUUUUUAAUCCUUGAGCAUAAAAAAGCCUAGCAUCUGAAAACUGAUUUGAAAAAUAUAUGCCCGCAGUCAGUGGAGAUGCUUCAACAGUUUUUAAUAAAAUCAUGUGAAAAGGAAUAGUAAAUUCCUCUCAAUGUAUAGUAAACUUGUAUUAUAGUUUUUACAAGAUUGUGAACUUGUGUAAUAGUAUAUUAGAAGAUAUUGUUGGAUUUCUAACUGUUUAUACAUUUAAAUUCAUACAUGUAAUGUUUGUUUUAUUGAUUACACUCUGAAUUUCUAAGAUGCAUGUUGACUUUUUUGCAAUAAAGAGAUAACAUGGAAUGGUUUGAAAUUACAAACAAAAAAGGCAUAAAACGAAUUGCAAUUUGGAAAAAACCAUUCCAAAAAAAUUAUAAUCACAAAAA
Rhineura floridana is the source of this 6384-nucleotide messenger RNA. It is a transcript of the gene RBM27, whose product is annotated as RNA binding motif protein 27. Lineage: Eukaryota; Metazoa; Chordata; Lepidosauria; Squamata; Rhineuridae. Gene Ontology annotation, molecular function: metal ion binding; RNA binding. The record is from RefSeq and is a predicted model, not a curated record. Gene Ontology annotation, biological process: mRNA processing. Gene Ontology annotation, cellular component: nucleus. The transcript has 21 exons. Bases 179 to 3196 code for a protein of 1005 amino acids.